AUGCAAAUCUUUGUUAAAACUCUCACUGGUAAGACUAUCACUUUAGAAGUUGAAGGUUCUGAUAAUAUUGAAAAUGUAAAGGCUAAAAUCCAAGAUAAAGAAGGUAUUCCACCAGAUCAACAACGUCUCAUUUUUGCUGGUAAACAAUUAGAAGAUGGUCGUACUCUCUCUGAUUACAAUAUUCAAAAGGAAUCAACUCUUCACUUAGUUUUAAGAUUAAGAGGUGGUAUGCAAAUCUUUGUUAAAACUCUCACUGGUAAAACUAUCACUUUAGAAGUUGAAGGUUCUGAUAAUAUUGAAAAUGUAAAGGCUAAAAUUCAAGAUAAAGAAGGUAUUCCACCAGAUCAACAAAGAUUAAUCUUUGCCGGUAAACAAUUAGAAGAUGGUCGUACUCUUUCUGAUUAUAACAUUCAAAAGGAGUCCACUCUCCAUUUAGUUCUUAGAUUAAGAGGUGGUAUGCAAAUCUUUGUUAAAACUCUCACUGGUAAAACUAUCACCUUGGAGGUUGAAGGAUCUGAUAAUAUUGAAAAUGUUAAAGCCAAAAUUCAAGAUAAAGAAGGUAUUCCACCAGAUCAACAACGUCUCAUUUUUGCUGGUAAACAAUUAGAAGAUGGUCGUACUCUCUCUGAUUACAAUAUUCAAAAAGAAUCAACUCUCCACUUAGUUUUAAGAUUAAGAGGUGGUCUUUAA
Molecule: messenger RNA, 690 nt
Organism: Dictyostelium discoideum AX4
Lineage: Eukaryota; Evosea; Eumycetozoa; Dictyosteliales; Dictyosteliaceae
Gene: ubqD
Exons: 1
Coding region: 1-690 (229 amino acids)
Cellular component (GO): nucleus; cytoplasm
Source: RefSeq, a predicted model, not a curated record